Rhodotorula toruloides NP11 is the source of this 765-nucleotide messenger RNA. Its product is annotated as uridine phosphorylase. Gene Ontology annotation, biological process: uridine catabolic process. Lineage: Eukaryota; Fungi; Basidiomycota; Microbotryomycetes; Sporidiobolales; Sporidiobolaceae. The record is from RefSeq and is a predicted model, not a curated record. The transcript has 9 exons. Gene Ontology annotation, cellular component: cytosol. Bases 1 to 765 code for a protein of 254 amino acids. Gene Ontology annotation, molecular function: uridine phosphorylase activity.
AUGACUGUGCCCAAGACGAUGAAUGCGAACUUUCCCAUGGACGAGCAAGGCCACGUCCAUCACGUCGGCGUCCGAGCGGGCCAAGUCUCCAACCUAAUCCUAACAGUCGGCGACCCCGCCCGCCUAAACCGAAUCGCCUCUCUCCUCGACGCAGAGCCAAAACCGUUCGAGAAUACCUCGAGCAGGGGGUUUACGGUUGUUACUGGACGGUAUCAGGGAGUGGAGGUCAGCUUGGUUGCGAUCGGGAUGGGAAUUGCGAUGGUCGACUUCUUCGUCCGCGAAAUCCGCGCCGUCGUCUCAGGCGACAUCACCAUCAUCCGCUUCGGAUCCUGCGGCUCGCUCGACCCUACCCUCCGAGUAGGCUCGAUUGGCGUCCCUGAACGAGCGGUACAGAUCAGCACAAAUUACGCGCAUUGGCAUGCGAAGAAGGGGGAAGAGGUGCCGGGGUACUUGGUUUCGCCGCCGAUUACAGCAGAUGCAGAACUACAAGCGCACCUCUUCUCGACCCUCUCCACAUCCGUCUCCUCCCCAACCUGCGAAGUCCGUUCGCUCCCCCUCCAUGCCUCAGCAGACACUUUCUACUCGUCCCAAGGCCGACUAGACCCAAACUUCCAAGACGACAACACCAACUUGCUCGAUUCCCUGCUCGCGAGGUAUCCAGACUGCGCAAGUCUCGAGGACAGAUGGAAACAGCCCACCUAUUCCACCUCUCCUCCAUCUCCCACCCACCUCCAACCUCCUCCACCCCGACCGCGCCGAGGAUAA